AUGAAUCUCCUUGGGAAGUAUUUUUUGGUGCUACGGCCGGCCCGUAGACUUUUCCAUACUUGCUCUUUUGUAAAGAAUGCUAAUACUUAUUCCACUUUCCACCACCAGAAGCCCACAAUUUAUGCAUUGUCAACAGCACCAGGCAAAGCAGCAGUAGCUAUCAUCAGGGUGUCAGGCCCGCAAUCAGCAUUUAUUCUAAGUUCCUUGACCAAUGGGAAAAAAUUACCUAGUCCACGGGCAUCCGCAUUGCGUAAAUUAUAUACUCCAGGAACUUCGUCCCAAAAAUUGUUGGACCAUGCUUUGGUGAUCCUUUUCCAAGGCCCAAAAUCGUUCACCGGUGAGGACUUGUUGGAAUUACAUUUGCACGGAGGUGUUGCCACCGUAAAAUCAGUCUUAUCAGCCAUAAAGAGUCUAAAUGAUAAUGAAAAAGGAAGGUUUAUCAGAUACGCGGAAAAUGGUGAGUUCACCAAACGGGCGUUUCAAAAUGGCAGACUCGAUUUGACGGAAGCUGAAGGUAUAAGAGAUAUGAUUGAUGCGGAGACAGAGUCUCAAAGAAUGGUCGCAAUUAACUCAAUGGAAGGCUAUAACAAGAAAUUUUUCACCGGGUUAAGAAAAGAAAUAGUCCAUAAUUCUGCAAUGUUGUCGGCUUUAAUUGAUUUUGGGGAUGAUUAUGAAGUUGACGAAGUUGACACUUUGAUGAAUAACGUUGCUAAAAAAAUUGAAUCAAUACAAGGGGAAUUGCUAGAAUACUUGAAGAAAGCUGAAAAAACCCAGAUAUUACUAGAUGGUGUUAAAACCGCGUUACUAGGUCCUACAAAUGCUGGUAAAUCUUCUUUGUUAAAUCAGAUUGCUAAUAAAGAUGCUGCUAUUGUCAGCAAUAUCGCGGGGACCACUAGAGAUAUCAUAAAUUUCCCGCUAGAUAUCAAUGGGUACAAGGUGAUUGUUAGUGAUACUGCGGGAAUUAGAUCCGCGGGCCAGACAAAUGAUAUUAUUGAAAUUGAAGGGAUCAAAAGGGCAAAGAAAAAGGCUUUAGAAAGCGACUUGAUUUUGAUAAUUCUUCCUGCAGAUUUGGAUAUUAAGCUUAUUGAACCAGCUUUCAUUGAAUAUGUGAAACAAUUACAAAGUUCGUCUUUCAAUAAACAGAUAAAGUUGAUUAUAAACAAGACCGAUUUGAUCGAUAAUAAAGAAAAGUUACGAGAAAAGUAUGCAGAAAGAUUCAACUUAUCUGAGGAUUCAAUAAAAUUCAUUUCUUGCUUAACAAGAGAGGGAAUAGACGAUUUGGUAUCUGAUUUGACGAAAAGUUUCAAACUCAUUACAGAAUCCGGGGAUGCAGAUCCUAUAGGCCUAUCUGAGCGGUCUCGUGAUAUAAUCGCUAAUGAUAUAUUGUUUGGGUUCGAAGAAUUUUUCAGAGCUAAAGAUCAAGGGGAUGUAGUUAUGGCAUCAGAAGCCUUGAACUUGUCUAUUGAAGGGAUUGGGAAGAUUACUGGUGAAGCUGUUGGUGUUGAAGAAAUUCUUGGGGUAAUUUUUUCUACUUUCUGCAUUGGUAAAUAG
Molecule: messenger RNA, 1551 nt
Organism: Saccharomycopsis crataegensis
Lineage: Eukaryota; Fungi; Ascomycota; Saccharomycetes; Ascoideales; Saccharomycopsidaceae
Gene: MSS1
Product: Mss1p
Exons: 1
Coding region: 1-1551 (516 amino acids)
Biological process (GO): tRNA wobble uridine modification; tRNA methylation
Cellular component (GO): cytoplasm; mitochondrion
Molecular function (GO): GTPase activity; protein binding; GTP binding
Source: RefSeq, a predicted model, not a curated record